AUGGAUCAAGAAUUAUCGGAGGAAAAUUCCAUCCUAUAUGAUUUACCUAAGAUACGGAAAUUGUUUCCGGAAACAUGGGUUUGGAGCAACAUGCAAACUCGGGAUACCGGAGAAGCUAUUUUCGAAGCAGUUGCACCGGAUACAAUAACAUCCUGGAUUGCGAGCGCUUUCGCUAUCAGCGAUGAAACUGGUCUUGGUGUUGCUCCAUCAACUUCAAAGCUAACAGUAUUUCGCCCAUUUUUCAUUCGUAUCAAUUUACCGUACUCUGUGAAGCGUGGUGAGAAAUUCGCUUUGCAAGUGUUAAUCUUCAAUUAUAUGGAUAGUGAACAAGAUGUCACAGUAAUAUUGAAAGAUGGCGAUGAUAUUGGUUAUGAUUUUCUACAAAAAGACGGUACUACUAAGAAAUUUAUCAGUAAGGAUAUGAAAAGUAAGAAGCACAAUGUAAGAUUGAUAUCAAUACCGAGUGGUGGUGUAUCCAAAGCAGUUUACUUUCCGAUUGUACCAACAAAAAUUGGUAAUGUGAUGCUUUCCGUGACGGCGAAAUCUGCUAUAGCAGGUGAUGCGGUAGAACAAGUACUGCGAGUUGAGCCGGAAGGAUAUCGAGUAGACAGGAAUACUCUUGUAAUGAUCGAUUUAACACAGACGAAUGGUACUGGCAAAAUUAAAAAGCAAAUAGAUAUGCAAUUUCCAAUGGAUGCUGUAGAAGGAUCUCGGAAAGCACGAUUUGACGUCAUAGGUGAUUUGUUAGGUUCAGCUCUCGCUAAUAUCGAUUCUCUCGUACGUAUGCCUCAUGGUUGUGGUGAGCAGAAUAUGAUCAAUUUUGUACCAAAUAUUGCUGUACUUCGUUAUCUAAAAAUCACCAAACAAGCAGGAACCCAAAUUGAAAAUAAAGCAAAGAAGUACAUGGAAUCGGGAUAUCAACGGGAACUUACCUAUCGGAGAAAUGAUAAUUCAUUCUCAGCGUUUGGUCAAAGCGAUAAACAUGGAUCAACUUGGCUUACGGCAUUUGUUGUUCGAUCUUUCAAACAAGCUCAACAAUUCAUUUUUAUCGAUGAGCAAAUUCUUCAAAAAUCAAUUGCAUUCUUGAACGCUCAACAACAGCAGGAAAAUGGUGCAUUUGCAGAACGUGGUGAGGUUCAUCAUAAAGCAAUGCAAGGUGGUGCAGCGGAAGGUGGCGUACCAUUAACCGCUUACGUAUAUGCUGCACUUCUCGAAAAUGGAGUUUGGGAUGAAAAAGCACAACACUAUUUGGAGCAACAUCUCGAUGAAGUCAAGAAUGAUCCAUAUUCAUUAGCAAUUGUCACCUAUGUAUUUCACUUAGCUAAUAGCACCAAAAAAGAGGAAGCAUUGAGAAUGCUCGAAUCUCACAAAAAGGAAAAUGCUGAUGGUAUUUAUUGGUCUAUGAAAGUCGGCCAGGAGAAGCCAAAGGAUACACAGCAUUAUUUCUAUCAGCCAAAACCGGUGGAUGUGGAAAUGACAGCCUAUGUUUUACUUACUUAUAUGAUAAGAGAUGAUACUGAUAAAGCUUUCCCUGUGGUGAGAUGGCUUACAUCACAGCGAAAUGCAUAUGGCGGCUUCAGUAGUACGCAGGAUACAGUGAUGGCAUUACAAGCUUUGGCUGCUUAUGCAGCCAAAAUUUAUUCUCCUGAACUCAGUGUUAACAUUAUGAUAACAAAUGGUGUUGAUAAGCACAAUUUCAAAAUAGCAUCUAAUAAUGCUAUGGUACUACAAAGUUAUCAGCUAUCAAAUUUGGACAAAAGAUUAGAGCUGGAAGCUCAAGGUAAUGGUGUCGUUCUUGCACAACUACAGUAUUCAUAUCACCGUACCACAAUGAGAGACGAUCUUCCGUUCUAUUGUACAAAAGAAGUUCGUGAAUUGCACAGCGGAAAUCGAUUACAGCUUGAUCUAUGUUGCAACUACACUAAACCAAAUUCACGUUCCAAUAUGGCAGUUGCUGAAGUAGAUGCUUUAUCCGGAUUUCGUUUUGAUGGUGAUCAACUUGGCAACCUUAUGGAUAUUGGCGAUUUGCAGAGAGCUGAAUUGGAUAAAGAGGAUACUAGGAUGAAUUUAUAUUUCAAUCCUAUUGGCUCAACACCAGUAUGUCUCUCACUAUACAGUGAUAUGGUUUAUCAAAUAUCAGAACAAAAACCGGCGCAAGUUGUACUCUUCGACUACUAUGAUCCUGAACAACAGGUAAAGACAACCUAUAUGGCCAAGCAGACGAGAUCGUUGCAGGAUGCUUGUCCAGAAUGUUGGCCAGUAGUUGACCAUGACGAAAAAAGUUCAGGUAUUCUAUCAGUGCGUGCUGAAGCCUCCUCAACUAUUAUUACUACCAAAUUGCAUGUUAUCAUAGUGUCUGCUUUACUUAUUUCAACUAUUAGGCUAUAA
Cercopithifilaria johnstoni is the source of this 2388-nucleotide messenger RNA. Lineage: Eukaryota; Metazoa; Nematoda; Chromadorea; Rhabditida; Onchocercidae. The record is from the annotation of a GenBank genome assembly.